This is a messenger RNA of Caenorhabditis elegans, 1621 nucleotides long. RefSeq names its product F-box domain-containing protein (gene T05A7.11). The transcript has 5 exons. Lineage: Eukaryota; Metazoa; Nematoda; Chromadorea; Rhabditida; Rhabditidae. The coding region runs from base 15 to 1406 and encodes 463 amino acids. The record is from RefSeq and is marked reviewed.
AGAAACAGGCAGCAAUGUCCGAUCCAAUGGAGAAAAUAUUCAGUAUUGAUAUUGUUAUCAAUAACAUAAUCAAACACACCUACCCCUUUGAAAAUUUUCCAGAUCUUCGACUAGUCAAUCGAUCUUUCAACAAAGAAUGCAUCAACGUACUUCGACAAUCCCAUGAGAAAAUACUUAUUGAAGCAAGAGUACCAGAAGUUCAUUUGAAACCAGAUGAUGAAGGAGUUACGAUCAAUGGGAAGUUUUGCAAAGAGAGCUCGUUUCAUAAAAGAAUAAGAUUUUUGAAAAACAAAUGUAGGGUGAAGAUAAAAUACUUUGAAGUGAAGGAACUCCAUAAACUAAAGCAUUGGGAUCUUCAGAACACUCACAGAAUUAUUAUGGACGACUUGAUUGGAAAUUGUCGUUAUACUAUCCGAGAGUUCAUUGGAAUGAGUUCAAUUUGUCCAGAAGGAUGUGAAGGUUGCACCGAAAUUGCAGAUAAAUGCAAUAGAUAUGGUCCACUACAAUUGCAUAUGGUGAUACGAAGUCGGCUCGAUCCACAUUUUAAGGAAUUAAUCAUUUGUGACAGAUUGUUCUCAUUGAUCGAACAACACAAAAGAAGACAAUACGCUUCAUAUCUCCAAAAUCUGAUUCCGCCAUUCACAUGUGACCAUCUAAUACUCAUACUCAAUAGUUCAUUUUCCCGCGAUGUUGCUAUGGAACUUCUGGCUGCACUAAACCCAAAAACAGUAGAACUGCGAGUCGGGCGUUUUGGCGCAAUUAGAUUACACGAGGCUCAACAUGCACCUGUCAAUAAUUGGAAUUUAUCACAUCUUCACAUUAAUAUGAGAAAUUCGGAAUGGUUAUCAAAGGAAGAUUGUGCGGUAACAAUCCAUAAUGCUAGCUGUUUAUUUCCCACUGAGAAAUUGAAGAUUUCAUUACCAAGCUGUCUUGUAAAUCUUGCUUCAAUGGAAAGAAAUGUUAUUGACUUAAUACCGCUUAUUUGGAGAAAUGUGCCAAAAUACAUCAAAAUCGAUCUCCAUCUAUUUCCAACGGUUCCAAAGACAACUCAAACAGUGAAGUUCUUCAAAAAUCUUCGGAUCGAAAAUGGGCAAACCGUUAAAUGGCUUCGUCUUGAAGAGAAAAGUCGAGAAGAGCGAAGAAGCGCAAAUUUUCUAAGACUACCAGAAGGCCCAUAUAUGGAUAUGUAUUUCACAAUUAAGGAUAAAUCAAUAAAUCGAAUGCUUGACAUUGCUGUUCUGGUGGAAGAAGAGUCUUUCGGGAAAUAUUACCAUAGCACAAUUAACCAAAAGGAAUAUUCUGCCUCGGCGAGAAAGUUCAUCACUCCCGAACAUGUUGCAAAUUGCACGAGAUGUUAUAGACAUCAUGGCGUGAAUAAGAGCAAAAGCAAAUGGGAAUUCGCUUGAUCAUCCUCUUGUGUAUUUUAUUUUUAACCUUUAAACAUACAAUUGGAAUUUAUUUGUUCUUUAAAGCAAAUAUUUUUUCAUAAUUUUCUUAUAGUUUCAGUAUGAUUUUUAAAGGUUUUUUAAACAUGAUGUAAAUUUUGCCGUGUUCUCCAUUGCACUUGAUUUCCAUUGUUUUUCCGAAAUUAGUUUUUCAAUGAAUUGUUAAUGAAAACAAU